AUGCUCAAGGGCCCAGGCAAGACGUACACGCUUUGUAAAUCCAGUAUCUUUCAUUCAGAGCUUUGGCUGCUUUCAAAUAUCUCAGUCACCUCCAAGGGUGUCUCUGGAGGAGUGCUAGGCCUAGAAAUAGCCAUAAUAGCGAUAGCUCACCACCAUGAAUCUCAGGGGGAUUGCUAUAUUAGAGCUCUUACUAGCUUCAAACCUAAGCUUAACCAGGAAAACGGUGCUAUCAAGGCUUUACCGCUUCAUUGGAAUUGGUCCCACUGUUCUAACAUUCUCACUAGGGUGUACCUACCGAGUGGACGCGUUUCUGCCGCCUACGGCAUGUAUUCUGUUCUACAAAAGUGGGGACUGGGACCUGGAGGCCAGAAUGUACUGGCGUCCUACUCGGACGAGCUCAAUCUCACCGAGGAAACUGUGCCAAAAUAUUCUCAGUGGCGAUUCCCUUGA
Aspergillus nidulans FGSC A4 is the source of this 450-nucleotide messenger RNA. RefSeq lists its product as uncharacterized. The record is from RefSeq and is a predicted model, not a curated record. NCBI's taxonomy places the organism in Eukaryota, Fungi, Ascomycota, Eurotiomycetes, Eurotiales, Aspergillaceae. Bases 1 to 450 code for a protein of 149 amino acids. The transcript has 4 exons.